This is a messenger RNA of Chinchilla lanigera (long-tailed chinchilla), 1028 nucleotides long. Its product is annotated as sulfotransferase 1C3. Gene Ontology annotation, cellular component: cytoplasm. Lineage: Eukaryota; Metazoa; Chordata; Mammalia; Rodentia; Chinchillidae. The record is from RefSeq and is a predicted model, not a curated record. Gene Ontology annotation, molecular function: sulfotransferase activity. Gene Ontology annotation, biological process: sulfation.
GGUUGACAUUGUCAGUCCCAGACUCCCAAUGGCGCAGACUGAGAACACUCAUCAACUGGACAGGAAGAUGUUACAGUUCAGCAUGAUGGAAGUGGAUGGAAUCCUUAUGCCUCAAGCAUUUGAAGGAGUGUGGGAAAGAAUCUGUAAUUUCCAAGCCAGGCCAGAUGACACCUUUCUGGUAUCUUACCCAAAGUCAGAUCAUCUAUGUGGCCCGAAAUGCCAAAGACUGCCUGGUGUCCUACUACCACUUCCACAGGAUGACCUCCUUCCUGCCCACCCCUGCAAGCUGGGAGGACUUCUGUGAAGACUUCAUGUCGGGAAAGCUGUUGUACGGGUCCUGGUACGACCACGUGAAAGGCUGGUGGGAAGCCAAGGACAAGCACCGGAUCUUCUUCCUCUUCUACGAGGACCUGAAAAAGAAUCCAAGACAGGAGAUCUGCAAGAUCCUGAAGUUCCUGGGGAAAACUCUGUCAGAGGACACCAUAGAUAAGAUCCUCCACCACACCUCCUUUGAUGUGAUGAAGGAAAAUCCCAUGGCCAAUCAAACCGCUUUUCCACCCAACAUCUUUAAUCACACCAUCUCCCCAUUCUUGAGGAAAGGAAUGCCUGGAGACUGGAAGAACCAUUUUACUGUGGCUAUGAAUGAGAAGUUUGACGAGCACUAUAAGAAGAAGAUGGCAGGGACCACGCUGACCUUCCACACAGAACUCUGACCGGGGAACAAUAGUCCAUGCCUGUUACCUUCCUGCUGGUCUGUGCUGAGCAGCCUGCCUACUACUCCAUGCCAGGCACCCUGACUACUGGUCCACACCAAGUACCCUGCCUGCUAUGCUAUGCCAGCACACUGUCUGCUGGUCUAUGGAACCCAGAGGCCACCAUGUUGGGAAGGUCAGAAUGCGAAGCUUAUUAGAAUGCUGUCUUUCUCUCCCAGGCACACGGCUAGUCUGCUGCAAUGCUAAAGCCCCAUGAAAUGCCAGUCACCUGCUACUGAAAUGUACUAAAUAAAGUAUGAGAAGUGAGGAGCAGCA